Mizuhopecten yessoensis (Yesso scallop) is the source of this 1744-nucleotide messenger RNA. Its product is annotated as 1-aminocyclopropane-1-carboxylate synthase-like protein 1. Gene Ontology annotation, molecular function: pyridoxal phosphate binding; transaminase activity. Gene Ontology annotation, biological process: biosynthetic process; amino acid metabolic process. Bases 49 to 1329 code for a protein of 426 amino acids. Lineage: Eukaryota; Metazoa; Mollusca; Bivalvia; Pectinida; Pectinidae. The record is from RefSeq and is a predicted model, not a curated record. The transcript has 13 exons.
UCCACUCAUGAGGACGUCAUAUCAGACCGAAGACUGCGCCUAUCCAGCAUGGCUGAAUUGUUGUCUAAACGUGCCAACAGAGCCUUGGAUAUUCCGGAGUUUUUAGUGAGGUAUUUGCUAGAGGUCUCUGCUAAUUCAUACGACCCAACGGACCACCCUAAUGGCAUAGUCAACCUUGGCACAAUUGAAAACAAAACAUGUGAAGACAUAUGGCUGAAAAAGGUGGAGGAAUUGGCCCCUUUAAUUGCCGAGAAAUCAUCAUUGUACUAUUACAAUUUAACGGGCUUCGAAAUACUUCGUCAAAACAUUGGCAAGUUUUUAGCAACGAAGUUUGGACUGCCGGAGCCUCUUGAUCCACAAAAAAUAGUCCUACUUGAUGGAGUCACGGCUGUGCUCAAUGCAAUAGCGCUAUCAAUCGCCGAUGAAGGUGAUGCCAUAUUAUGCCCAAUACCCACCUAUGGACGUAUCCUCAACGACAUAGAGGAGGUAGCCGGCGCUCGUUUCUACAAAGUACCAAUGUUUAAGGAAUGUGGCACUGGAGAUGCCGCCGAGUUGCAAAUAAGUGCUAUUGAAGAGUAUUAUAACAAAGCUGUCGACGAGGGACUCACCGUGAAAGGGGUUAUACUGUGUAAUCCUCAAAAUCCAACAGGAAAGGUUUACAGCAAAGGCGACAUCUUCAGUCUGCUUGAUUUCUGUGCAAGUAAGAAAAUCCAUGCAGUUAUCGACGAAAUAUAUGCUCUGUCGUGUUACGACAAACCGCAAUUCACCAGUGUUCUACAGUGUGAAAUUCCGGAUCCCAGUCGUACUCAUUUCCUGUGGGGAUUCAGUAAGGAUCUUUCGCUUUCAGGCUUUAGAUGUGGGAUGAUAUAUAGUGAAAAUACACGACUACUAGAUUACGUCCGAAAAGUAUCCAUGUUCUGCUCAAUUCCUGCCCCAGUUCAAAUUAUUUUGAAUGCCAUCAUAUCUGACACUGAAUGGCUAGACACGGUUUACUUCCCAACGUACCAAAAGCGACAACGGCAACAUUUUGAAAUCGCAAGUGAUGGUUUAGAAAAGAUAGGGAUACCAUUCUACCGAGGAACCGCCGGGAGCUACAUCUGGAUGAAUCUGACGAAGUACCUACCACACAAAACAAGUGAAGAGGAACUAGCUUUGUUCCAUAAGUUUCUUCAAGGUGGAGUGUACUUGUGUCCUGGUAAAGAAAUGUUCUCCCCUUUCCCCGGAUGGUUUCGUCUCACCUUCACAACGUACAAAGAUCACGUUAAAGAAGGGUUGAAGAGGAUGGAGAAGGUCCUGUCAACCUUGUUGAUUCCUAAAAGCACACUGUAGUUCCCGUGAAUUUAUAUGCAUCAUUAGUCCGAUGAAUUUAGAAAUACUCUGACUGUUCAAACAGUACAUCAAGGAAAAAAUCUAUUUACAACAUGAUGUUUUUUCUGCGGGAAAUGAAUUGCACCUAAGCGAUUGAAUAUUUACCGUUACAAAAUAUGAUCGAAGUCAGUUGAAAUGAGAAUCACUCUAGAUUUACUACUUUGUAACCAAUAUGCAAAAUGAUACACUGAGAACCACUCUGAUCCUUUGAUACAUCAAAUAUAAAAGUCAACUAUCGGAACCACUGUUUCUGUGAAACCCAGUGUAGGUUAAUACACUUUAAAAAACGGUGCUUCUGAAAUAAACUUUGUAUAAAUAUGUACUCUUAGUAUAUAUUUGUUCCUGUGUUACAAUAUGUACAAUAAUAGCUCUCAGA